Messenger RNA from Saccharomyces eubayanus, 708 nucleotides. RefSeq names its product Hap5p (gene HAP5). Gene Ontology annotation, cellular component: nucleus; CCAAT-binding factor complex. The transcript has a single exon. Gene Ontology annotation, molecular function: DNA binding; protein heterodimerization activity; DNA-binding transcription activator activity, RNA polymerase II-specific. Gene Ontology annotation, biological process: regulation of DNA-templated transcription. Bases 1 to 708 code for a protein of 235 amino acids. The record is from RefSeq and is a predicted model, not a curated record. Lineage: Eukaryota; Fungi; Ascomycota; Saccharomycetes; Saccharomycetales; Saccharomycetaceae.
AUGACUGAUAGAAAUUUUUCUCCACAGGAGGGCCAGGUGCCUCGAGGUUCAAUUCCGGAAGGAUUCAACGCCAAUACGAUGAUUGCAAGAGGGGAUAUAAAUAUACCAAGACAACAACAACAGCAAAAGGAAGAGGAAAAUACGGGGCUGCCCGUUUCUGAGGAGGAAUUCCAGAUGGUACAGGAACUGCAGGCCAUCCAAGCAGGUCAUGACCAAAUAAAUCUACCGCCAAGCGGUCGAGGGCCUCUUGAGAGCAAUGACAACUGCGAUAGCGAUGGUGCAGAGGGCGAUGUAGACGACGAAGAUGAGGAGUACGACGUGUUUCGAAACGUUGGCCAAGGGCUGGUGGGCCACUACAGAGAGAUAAUGAUACGCUACUGGCAAGAAUUGAUUAACGAAAUCGAGUCCACCAACGAGCCUGGCUCCGAGCACCAAGACGACUUCAAAUCGCACUCGCUGCCCUUUGCAAGGAUUCGGAAAGUCAUGAAGACGGAUGAGGACGUUAAGAUGAUUAGUGCGGAGGCCCCUAUCAUCUUUGCCAAAGCGUGCGAGAUAUUCAUCACAGAAUUGACCAUGAGAGCUUGGUGCGUGGCAGAAAGAAAUAAAAGGCGUACUUUGCAAAAGGCAGACAUCGCAGAGGCGCUGCAAAAGAGUGAUAUGUUUGACUUUCUCAUCGAUGUGGUUCCUAGAAGACCACUACCUCAGUGA